Molecule: messenger RNA, 1302 nt
Organism: Polypterus senegalus (gray bichir)
Lineage: Eukaryota; Metazoa; Chordata; Cladistia; Polypteriformes; Polypteridae
Product: retinol dehydrogenase 16-like
Exons: 5
Coding region: 124-1083 (319 amino acids)
Molecular function (GO): oxidoreductase activity
Source: RefSeq, a predicted model, not a curated record
AAGUGGCUUUACUCCGUCUGAUCCUUUGUAAGAGAGCUUCGCCUUCAUCAUGAUAUCCACCUGCUGUCAAACUCCCUCCUCACCUCAUAGGGCACCGCCCAUUGCACAUCCCUUUUUAAAGAAAUGCUUUUGUGUCUGCUCUCCAUGAUCACCAUUUUCUUGUCAUGUCGCUGGUUGAGAGCGAGAAAGCGAGUCUCAGGAAUAUCUAAUAAAUACGUGUUCAUCACCGGAUGCGAUUCUGGUUUCGGAAACUUACUAGCCAAACGCCUGGACCAGUUAGGCUUUCGAGUGUUCGCUGCCUGUUUCACUGAGAAGGGUGAGGAUGAGCUGAAGAAGACAACGUCUGAGAAACUUGUAACCGUUCAUUUGGAUGUGACCAAGUCAGAAAGCAUCCAGAGAGCCAUAGAGCUGAUCAAGUCUCAGGUGGGACAGGCUGGUCUGUGGGGAUUGGUCAAUAAUGCUGGCACAGGAGUCCCCUUUGGUCCUUGCGAUUGGCUCUCUGUGCAGGAAUUCAGAAACAUGUUUGACGUCAACUUCUUUGGAUUGGUUGAAGUCACUCUGCAUUGCCUUCCCCUCAUAAAGAAAGCUAGAGGAAGAAUUGUGAAUAUGUCAAGUGUGAUGGGAAGAGUAAGCAGCCCUGGGGUACCAUAUUCUGCAACGAAGAGUGCUGUGGAGAGUUUCAACGACACCCUUAGGAUGAACAUGGCCUUUUUCGGUGUCAAAGUUUCAUGCAUUGAGCCUGGGUUCUUCAAAACGAAUAUAAUGACAACAGAGGUGUACAAGAGUAACAUGGAGGAAUUCUGGGAGAGGCAAACCGAAGAACUAAGAGAGGAAUAUGGGAGAGAUUAUGUAGAAAAAGUUGUGGAAAAUGUAGGAAAGCAGAUAGACAGUUAUCCGGACCCGGACCUUAUGAAAGUGGUGAGCUGCAUGGAGCAUGCCAUUUCAGCUGAACAUCCUUGGACUCGCUAUGCACCUGGAUGGGAUGCCAAACUUUUUUGGAUCCCACUUUCCUACAUGCCAACUGUCAUUAUCGACUACAUAUUCAACCGGGCCAUGACCAAACCAGCGCAGUCUGUGUAUUGAACUUGGGCAGCAGCAGCAUUCCUGGAGUUGGGCCUUUCCAUUGGGAUGGAUGACCUGCUAACUUUUCUGCAAAUGUCUUGCAACUGUAUGCUGAAAAAAGAGGGGUAGUUCUGACAAAAUGUAAAGCAAUAAAUGCUAUUAAGUCAUCUUCUUGGGUGGCUAGCUCAGACUUUUUACAGUUUACAAGCACGAUUAAACAUUAAGGACAUUACAUGUAAA